Amblyraja radiata (thorny skate) is the source of this 3396-nucleotide messenger RNA. RefSeq names its product partitioning defective 6 homolog beta. Gene Ontology annotation, biological process: regulation of cellular localization; establishment or maintenance of cell polarity; centrosome cycle. Bases 251 to 1378 code for a protein of 375 amino acids. Lineage: Eukaryota; Metazoa; Chordata; Chondrichthyes; Rajiformes; Rajidae. Gene Ontology annotation, cellular component: cell cortex; apical plasma membrane; nucleus. The transcript is spliced from 3 exons. The record is from RefSeq and is a predicted model, not a curated record. Gene Ontology annotation, molecular function: protein binding.
GGGGAGGCUGACGUCAUCUGGUAUCAAAGUCCGGAGUUUGGUGCAGGUCGUCAGGAGGAGGCGGCGGAGUUUGAGCCGUUGCUCGGCACACGCAACCGCCAUUAGCGGCGACGGGGUUCAUCCUGCACUAUCUCCCUCCCCUCCAAACUAACCUAACGUGACCUCCCCCUCACGCUGAGCCGCUGUCCUUGGGGGAAACGAACGAACGAACGAACGACCGAGCACCGGGUCGGCGAACGGCGCUACGAAAAUGAUCAAGACUCACCAUCGCACGUCGUCCAAGUGCCUGGAGACGGUGGAGGUGAAGAGCAAGUUUGGGGCUGAAUUUCGUCGUUUUUCUCUGGAUCGAUCCAAACCUGGGAAGUUUGAAGAAUUUUAUGGAUUAUUGCAGCAUGUCCACAGAAUUCCAAAUGUUGAUGUUUUAGUUGGAUAUGCUGACAUUCAUGGAGACUUGUUACCAAUAAACAAUGAUGAUAACUAUUUAAAGGCAAUUAAGACUGCAAUGCCUUUGCUCAGAGUGUUUCUGCAAAGGAAAGAGGAUGCUGACUACAGUGCUUUUGGUACAGACACUUUAACGCGGAGAAAGAACGUCCUGUCAAACGUACUGCGUCCUGAUGUUAAUCGAAAAAAAUCCUCAAUUGCAAUCAGCUUGCCGCGUGACUUCCGUCCUGUGUCUUCAAUCAUUGAUGUGGAUAUUCUGCCAGAAACCCACCGAAGAGUGCGGCUGUACAAGCACGGGUCUGAUAAACCACUUGGAUUCUAUAUUCGCGAUGGCUCAAGUGUUCGAGUAACCCCCAAUGGACUUGAGAAAGUCCCUGGAAUUUUCAUUUCCAGAUUGGUGCAAGGGGGAUUGGCAGAAAGCACUGGUCUGCUAGCUGUAAAUGAUGAAGUUCUUGAGGUGAAUGGGAUUGAAGUGUCAGGAAAAAGUCUUGAUCAAGUGACUGAUAUGAUGAUAGCAAACAGCCAUAAUCUCAUCAUUACUGUGAAGCCAGCAAAUCAAAGGAAUAAUAUUGUGAGAAUCAGUCGGACUUCUGGUAGUUCAGGUCAGUCUACUGACAGUGGAACUAGCCACCUUGCUUAUAUGGCGUCUCCACACAUUGUGCAAAAUUUCCAUUCAGAAGACAUGGACAGUGAUGAAGAUACUGACAUUGUCAUUGAGGGCAGUGGUGAGCCACAACACAUUUCAGUGGCAACUUCUACCAGUGCUAGCAUAGCAUCGUUAACAAAAAAUGACCAUAAUCAUGGUGUAACUUCAAAUGGCUCUGUUGCUGGAGUUAAAGGAAACGUGUACAUGCCAUCAGGUCCCAUAAAAGCGGAUCCUGUUGAAAACGUGAACAGGCAAAGCAUUGAGGAGGAUGGCACUGUUAUUACACUCUAGGUUUCUUGAUCUGCACUUACAGGUGCCAGUGUUUUGUUUAAAGUUUGCCUGUUGUACAGUAGCACUAUCAUUGUAAAUUACUCACUUUUAUGAAAUGAGCUUCAUAAUCUAUCGAGUUAAUAUCACCAGAAGUAUAGACUUAAGUGGACAGGGUAGUAAGAGUUUCACUGGCUGGGCUCAUUCCUUGUGUAUAUUUUUUUUACAAAUGGAAAUUUAAAAAAAAAAACCCCACUUUUAGAAAAGAGAAACAGAACCACUACUUCCCAAACAGAUAUAACAAAGAAAAGAAUGAACUGGUAUUGUUCCUACCUAUAGGCAAAAAUAUAUUUUAAUUGCUAUUAAAGUAGAUUGGGAUAGCUGUAAACGGUAGUUAUUGGAAGUGGUGGUCUACAAAAUGUUCUUUACAGAUUGUAAACUUUUUCAAAAAUGACUAUUAAUCACACUCGACACUUCUCGUGUGUUUUUAUUUCCCUAAUUUAGAAGACUUUGUUGCAUGUCUGCAUGCAAUUGGUAAGGUAUCAUUAGGCACUUUUUUAUAAGAAGCAUGCAUUAACAACAAAAUGGGAUUAAGUAUAAUUAUAACCCUUUUUCUAUAAUUAUAUAGUUGCUAUUUAAUUCCUUUAUAAAAUGCAUGUUGCAGAGACUGCACAAAAUCUGUUCUUUCGGGCUUUUGUCUUUUAACUAGUCUGGAUUAAGUAUACUGCUCAAGUUAAAUGAACAAUACAUUUAACAAAUGCUCAAAGACAAACUGAAGUAAUAACAGUACAUGUGUAUAACUAACUCAAUAAAAUUCAUAGGAAUUCAGGAAUUCCUGAUAGUAAAAUUUUAAUAUUAAUUACCAGAAUAUUCCUAGCUGAUUAUUCUUUUCUAAACACAAGAAAUUGUCUGCCGAGCUGCUGUAUUUAUGAACCUGGGAAUUUAUUCGGGACAUGAAUUUAAGUGCCGGUGCUCGUACACAUUGUGUAAUUCUUCUGCCUUGUCCAAGCAUCAUAACAGUGAAAACCAAACAGACCUAUUGGUGAUCUGAAUUAGCUCCAUCAAAGAACAAGUACAGGCAUACAAGGUCCACUUGUCUUCUCUUUUGAAAACAUGUUGGGUGGUUGCAAUGCUGGCAGAAAUUACCUCUUGCUUAAAGGUCAAACAGACCAUAUCCUCAACAAAUAUUUUCUGAAAAGGGCUAGGAUAUUCCUUUUGGGAUAGGUGUGUAUUCUAAAUGGUAAAGACGUGAUGUAUUUUGAUUGCUUAAGGGAUGAAAAUCUGUCAAUCCAGCUGUGGGUCUGGAGCACAUUUUUUGUAAUAUGAGACAUAUUCCCUGAUAUCCCAUAUUAUUCCAGGCCUCAAACGCUACAUUCUGCCAGUUAUUACGUGUCGCCCUUAUUGUCCUACUAAAAUUAUCUCUUACUACCUCAACAAUAUAACUAGUAGCUGAUAAACACCCACGGUCGUGAUAUCUCCAAAUCACUGCAUUUGCAUCAAUUCUGUCUGUCCAAAGCUCAACCCCGUUGUCCUAUCUUCGGCACCUUUAAAAUCAGAUUUUUAAAAAAAAAUAAUGGACAGUGGGAUUUGCACUUUGAACUGGAAAAUUGUGAAGUUCCCAACCCUGCCUCUAUAAAACAACAUAAUUAACUUAUAAGCAGGUAUAAAAACUGUCUUGUAAAACCCUAUUCAUCUUGUUUAACUAAAUUAAUUUGGGAGGCCUUGUUUAAAACAAAAUAAUAGUAAAAAUAACGGAAUAAAAUACUUAAAAAAAGAAAAAAAAAGUUAAACUUUCUGGUUUGACUGAAGCCGUGGUUCCAAAAGGUUGGUUCCCCAUCCUUUACUUAUCCAAUCCCCUGAGUGUUCAAGUUGCCAGGGUUUUCUUUUUAAUAUUCUGGGUAUGUCUAGGUGCCUCAUCAAGCUCAAAAGCUAAUGAAUUUUUUUUUAACCCCAAUUAUUUAAGGAAGAGUUUUAUGGUACUUCUGAGGUUUUUUAAGUUCCUUAACUUAUUGAUUCAUGCCUGCAUAUAUAUAUAUAUAUUU